CUGCAGUCUUCAUAGAGAUAUGGCAGACAUACAUGCGCUAGGUAUUCUCUCAGAUAGAAAAAAAGCUCACGGUAAAUUUAGUGAUCUACUGAAGUCGAAGGAAAAAUUAGAAAUAUUGAAUUUAAAUCGGGAUGUCUCGAAUGAAACUGAAAUAUCCUCGAAAAAAAUUGAUGAAAUCAAGGAGUACAUUUCAAAUAUUCAUAUUGAAAUGCAAGCUCUGGUGGCAUUGCUACAAACAUUUACAAUCCAGCUGAGUGAAGAAAUGAAAAUGAUGAUGGCGGAGGGGUUGUUUGAAGAAGAGAACGAUGAAAGAAAAGAAGGACCAAGUGCCAAAAAGGGUGUAAUGCGAUUUAUUAAUGUUUCCCUGUCAAAGAUUCAAGUGUCCCAAAACAGUAGUGCCUCAGUUCGACAAAUAAAUAAGGAAAAGCUAGAAAAGCUUGCUACUUUUCAAAAAAUGGCGAAACAACAACAGGAUUUACAAGAAUUUAUGAACAAAACAUCAGAAAUGAUACAAAAGAUUGAGAAUGAAACGGAAUUGGGGACCCAGGAUAUUAAGGACAUUAACAAAGCUCUACAUGAAUGGUCAGACGGUUUAGAAGAGGAAAAAGAUAGAAAAGAACGCAAACGGCGAGAACGGGAAGAAGAGAAACGUAAAGCUGAAGAGGAAAAAAGGCAGAAAAUCGAAGAGGAAAGAAAAAAAAAAGAAAGGGAAAAACAAAAACGUAUAGAAGAAGCAGAAAAAAGAAGAAAAGAAGCUGAAGAGAAAGAACGUCAAAAGAACGAAGAGAGAAAACGCAAAGAAGAAGCAGAGAGAAAACGCAAAGAAGAGGAGAGAAGAAUAGAGGAAGAGGAGAAAAAACGUCAAAGGGAGGAGGAAGAGAGGAUCAAAAGAGAAAAAGAGGAAAGGCAACGUAAAGAGGAAGAAGACAAAAAAAGGAAAGAGGAAGAAGAAAGGAAGAGGAAUGAAGAAGAAAUCAGGAAAAUUGAAGAACAAAGACAAAAGGAAGCAGAAAGACGGCGUCAGGAGGAAGAAGAGCGGCGAAGAAGAGAGGAAGAAGAAAUACAAAAAAGAAAAAAAGAAGAAAAACGAAAACGGGAAGAGGAAGAGAGACUCAAGAAAGAGGCAGAGGAAAGGCGGCGUAAAGAGGAAGAAGAAGAAAAAAGAGCAAAGGAAGAAAAAAGACGGAAAGAAGAACUGAAGAAGAAAGAAGAAGCAGAAAGGAAAAGAAAAGACCCCAACAACUGGCCAAUUUUUAUAUACCACAGAGAGGAGGGAAAAAAUUCAUUUCACUGUGGUAUUUGUUGUGUAGUAUCGGCAAUAGAAAACAAUCCACCAUUGCUCAAGGAUGACUUGAUUUGUUCGUUCUCUGAUAAACCACAGGACCUAAACAAAUGCAUGGAAAGCAAAGAAGAAAUUCUAAUGUCAUCGUUGAUACAGAUUCAAGUUAAGAAUGACAUUGAAAUGUCAUUUGAGCUGCCUUUGAGAAUAUACAUACCGCAUGCCAUUUUACCAGCAAAUAGAGACAUUGUCCUCAAAGUAUCCAUAAACGACGGAAAAUGGGUUUCAAAGCACAACGUUCUUGAACCUACAACAAACGUAUCGAAGGUGUUAGAAAAUCUAGCGGGUGGCAGUUUCCAAAACUUUAAAAGAAUAAAACUGAUAGCCGUAUCAAAGAUAAGAAGGGAACACAUGACCGAAAAUGGAACAAGCAGCUGCGUUACCUCUAAGGUCAAUUCAGAUAUCAGCAUCGGAAUCCCAGGAAACCAUCUUAAAAAAGACACCAGCUUUCAUUUGAAGGUAGAUGAUGAACAUUUUAUUCCAAGAACAGGAAUUCAGAGUGAGGGCAAUCAUAUUAUGAUGGCCACUCCUCUUCUGGGAGUAGACUUUGAUGACGUCAUUGAAAACGACUAUGUUAUGGGAAUUCAACCUAAUUAUGUCAAGAAAACAGUGUUUAAUACGAUGUACCCCAGAGUUUUGCACGAAUGUUCUCAGAAACUUGCCACAGACAUGGCAAUUGACGAAAUUCUUCAAAUUAUCAAGAACAAAAAUUUGCUCAGUGACGAAACGAUCAACAACAUAAGAAGUAAGAAUACAAAUGAAAUGAAGGUGAGAGCACUUUUGGAUGAAUUCAAAGAUUGCAAUGCUGAAGCAUUUGAAAAUAUGCUAGAGACUAUAGAGAGAGCAAAUCAAGGCCAUCUUGCAAAUUAUUUGCGGGAUUGGCUAGAUAAAAUCCAAAACGAGGAAGCUGAGGUGGGAAAUGAUUUCAUUGACUUUACUCAACCAGUGCUUCAAAUUGCAUCAAGUGUUAAUAACGGAAAGUGGGAAGUGGUGGAUUUGAAAUCAACGGCAAAUCUACCAAAUGCCGUAAAUGUUCCACUACCAGCGCACGGACAAAGUUUUGAUAUCUUAGGCCUCGUUGUACCAAAGGCGAUGACACGGGAUGGAAUUUGUAGUAAGGCAGAGGAAAUAUAUCGAGGAGCAUAUCAGACACUGAUCCGAUUGAUUGUUAGACAACAUGUUGAUGAUCCCACAGAUGUGUAUAUUCGUUGUGUGGAGGCCUCCAAAAGUCAUGCAGCACAACACGAACUGGAAAACGAGGGCUAUAAGUCUGGACCAACUGAAAUGGCUGAAUUUGGAAUCUGUGACAACGAGGAUAUUUUCUUAACGGCAACAGGAAAUAUUGCUUUUGUUUCAAAUCCAAAUCCUCUUAAAUUCUUCUUGAACUUUGAUAUAGCAAGUCUGCAAGUGAAAGUAAAUAUCCAAAACAAAUAUGCACAAAGUGGUUGUCCAAAAUACUAUGGUGAGGUAAAAUAUAAUGUCGGGGAACAAGACCAAAAACCGCCAAGAUCGGGAUCAUUCGUGGUAUAUCUACCAAAGGAGGCAGAAUUUCAAAGAUAUGCUCCUUUAGCAUUGGACAUACCUGUGAAAGCCAUGGCAAAGUUUAUUGCUCUUCAUGUGACCAGUGGAAAAUUCGACAUCCAAGACUUGUACUCGAGAUUGACUGAUAAUCCACGGCAACUGAGGAGCAUUAAAUUGAGAGCACAGAAAGAGGACCUGACAGGAACAGAGAGGAAGAUAUGUGAGGCAUUCAUCAAAAAUUGGGCGAAUGUAAGACCCAAACAGGAAAAUAAGGUUGAUACCCUACUGCGAAUUUUGAAAGGAUUUGCCCCAAACCUUGCACAGCGUGCUGAAGAUUUCAUCAAGUUAUACACUGCUGGAAAAGGAGCUCCACUUGCAAACACCGGCAUUGAAGAGAUGUCCAACCUUCUAAAAGACAAGUGGAAGGAUCUUGCUUCGAAACUUAACUUCGAGGAAGAUGAAAUCAAAGCAAUGGUGAUAGACAUACCAGACGAAAAGAGAAGGGCAUUACAUGUAUUAGACAAGUGGCGACUUUCUGAUUUUGCCAUUGAGCAAGAUACAAAUGUUGUCCGCUACUUGUACAAUGUCAUGCUUGAUUGUGGGUGUAAUCAAAACCUUUUAUCUAUGUUGCAACAGCACUUAUAAACUUUCACAAAAUCCCUUAUCUUAUCAAAUAUUGCUUGAACAGUCAAUUUUACAAACCUUUUUAGUUAUUUUACCUUACAGUCGCUAAUAGAAAAUUAUUUAUCUCUGCUUCUGUUCUCUGUAACAAUUAUCUUCAACUCUGUCGAGAUUUUGUUUUCUCGUGUAGAAGCUUUUAAAUUACAUCUGCCUCGUAGGAAUAUAUUAAAUGUCAGCUGACAAAGCAACACAAUUCGUGUCCAUGGGAAUUCCAACAGACUAUGGGAGAACCUGAUCACCAAAAACUAUGAAGAUAAUGUCCUUGAGGAGCUCCAGAUUAAGUUCUAUCGCCAAUUGAAAGAUCGUGGCUCUCUGAAUUUCGAACCUUUUGAAAUAAGUGAAUAUAGCUCAUCGUUUGUAACUAUAUCGACAUUACCAGUAAUGACAUAUCCAGUUGGACUACAGUUGGAAGAACAAAAACAUUUAAUAUUAUUUUGCAUAAUAUCUAUAUCUAGACACAGUUAGAUUUGUUUUUAAUCAAAAAGUUUAAUGCAAUAAUAGGAAAUACAAAUGAAGGCUUGAACUUGAAAUAUGAUUAAAUACUAGACUGAUCUUUCAUAUGACGAAAAAUGUUGCUUAUGUUAAGGGCAUCGAUUCCUUUGUUAAUAAAUUUUAGUUUAAGGAACUGACAGAGUGAUUCAGAAAUAUUAUCAUCCGUAACCCGCCGUGGUUUUAAUAAGAGCCUGUGUUGGACAACAUCCACAAUCACAUAAUUCAGUCUGCAUUCUGGUGUAGAAAAACCAAAGUAUGGGCUAGUUUUCACUUCUUCAGAUAACGUAUUUAAAACUUUCAAUGGUACAGAAUUAAAUUGUGUACGAAUGUUAUGUAGACCUAAGAUUAAAGUGAAUCAAAUGCG
This is a messenger RNA of Ostrea edulis (European flat oyster), 4397 nucleotides long. RefSeq lists its product as uncharacterized. The coding region runs from base 20 to 3505 and encodes 1161 amino acids. The transcript has 15 exons. Gene Ontology annotation, biological process: regulation of apoptotic process; signal transduction. Gene Ontology annotation, molecular function: protein binding. The record is from RefSeq and is a predicted model, not a curated record. NCBI's taxonomy places the organism in Eukaryota, Metazoa, Mollusca, Bivalvia, Ostreida, Ostreidae.